GGGACCAGGUCGCGGAACCCGUCCCUCUAUGCUGACGGGGCCGGACCGGACCAUCGUCUUCGUCGCCGCUGGCCAAGCCGGCCUGGGACGCUGCCACCCGGCUGCCGGAGUCGCGGGCUCGAGGCCCAGGCCUCACCAUGCCCGGAGUGAAGCUGACCACCCAGGCCUACUGCAAGAUGGUGCUCCACGGGGCCAAGUAUCCCCAUUGCGCCGUCAACGGACUCCUUGUAGCGGAGAAGCAGAAGCCCCGCAAAGAGCAGCCGGCGCACGGCGGCCUGAGCUCUCACCAGACCCUCUUCGUGGACUGUAUCCCCCUCUUCCACGGCACCCUGGCCCUGGCCCCCAUGCUGGAAGUGGCCCUCACCUUGAUUGAUUCAUGGUGCAAAGAUAAUAGCUAUGUAAUUGCUGGUUAUUAUCAAGCUAAUGAACGUAUAAAAGACGCCAGUCCAAAUCAGGUUGCUGAGAAGGUAGCUUCCAGAAUCGCAGAGGGUUUCAAUGACACCGCACUCAUCAUGGUAGACAACACAAAGUUUACAAUGGAGUGCAUAGAACCCACCAUUCAUGUGUAUGAGCAUCAUGAAAACAAAUGGAGGUGCAGAGAUCCACACUAGUUCAUCAUUUGUUGGGUGAUUUCUUUUCAACAAUCAUCUUAAUUAGGAGCAUCACAAAGCCCAGAACAGUUCCAAGUACAACCCAAACCAGAAUAAAAUGUCAUUGGGAAGUAGAUCACAAAAUUUUUUAAUGUGAUAAAUCCUGCAUAAUAUUAAUUUGUGGUUUUCUAAGUCACUUUGCACUCUCAGGGCUACCUCUAGAUCAUUUAGUAGUCCCUGUUUCUGGUGGAAUCUGAUCUUAAAUCGACAUUUUCACUUAAAAUUUGUCAGCUCAUUCUUCAAAUCUUCCAUAUAUUAUCUCUUUAUUAUUUAUUUACUAUUCUUUACAAUAAACUUUUCAGAGCAAGGAUUUAACUUUUCUGCAGCCCUGUUUCUGUGAAAUAUCUUCACACAUGUGCAUUCAGUCUCUAGGUUUUCCAUGUGUGUUUUUUGUAAUAUUUUGCUUAUAGAUGUUUUUCCCCAUCUCCUUUAAUUGAAAGAGUCAAUGACGUUUAUUUUCAUUUUGAAAAGACUAUUAAU
Molecule: messenger RNA, 1130 nt
Organism: Gracilinanus agilis (Agile Gracile Mouse Opossum)
Lineage: Eukaryota; Metazoa; Chordata; Mammalia; Didelphimorphia; Didelphidae
Gene: EMC8
Product: ER membrane protein complex subunit 8
Exons: 5
Coding region: 138-611 (157 amino acids)
Cellular component (GO): EMC complex
Source: RefSeq, a predicted model, not a curated record